Mercenaria mercenaria is the source of this 1257-nucleotide messenger RNA. RefSeq lists its product as uncharacterized. The coding region runs from base 1 to 1257 and encodes 418 amino acids. The transcript is spliced from 4 exons. The record is from RefSeq and is a predicted model, not a curated record. Lineage: Eukaryota; Metazoa; Mollusca; Bivalvia; Venerida; Veneridae. Gene Ontology annotation, molecular function: nucleic acid binding.
AUGUCGAAUAAAAAAUCUUUAAAACAUCUUAGAUCUAAAGACGAAUUAUUUGUCACCAACGUGUCCGAGUACUUCAAGAAAAAUCCAGGACCGGACAAACGUUCAAUUAUUCAACGGACAAUCCAAGCAACUGGCGUCAGCAGACGAACAAUUUACAGACUGUGGAAAGAGCGUUCGAAACGAGCACCAUACAAACCCGUUGAUGGUUUUGACGAGUCUGUCAUAAGGAACAAGAUUCAUGAAUUUUACACGUAUAGCCGUCAGCUGCCGACUUUGAAGAAUCUUUUGACAGUUCUAAAAACAGAAAUUGGUUUCCCAGGCAGUAGAUGGUUGCUACGUAAAACGCUGCGGAAGAUGGGUUUCGUAUGGAAAAGAACAACCGAUAACAGAAAGGUUCUUAUAGAGAAGCCCUCCAUUGUGAGACAGCGACUGGCAUUUUAUGCUAAGAAGAAAGAGCUGGAAGACAAGGGAUACUGUCUUGUUUACAUGGACGAAACCUGGAUCGACACAGCCUUUACCGCCAAAAGAUGUUGGCAACGGGAUGACCUGCCGGGUGUUAUACCUCCUUGUAACCGCGGACAACGGUUGCUUGUUGUUCAUGCCGAAAGCCGCAACGGUUUUAUCAAAGGAGCUCAACUGGUGUACAAAGCAUCAUCCUCAUCUGGAGACUAUCACCAUGAAAUGAACGGGCAAAACUUUACGAAAUGGUUGAAAGAAAAGCUACUUCCAAAUCUACAUAGCCCCAGUGCGAUCGUGAUGGAAAACGCAAGUUACCACUCAAUGCAAGCAGAGAAGUUCCCGACUUCUAGUUCUAGGAAGCAGGAAAUUAAGGAAUGGCUUCGAAAACAGAACAUUGCCUUUGACGACGGCUUGUUGAAACCACAACUUCUUGAUCUGUGCAGACUGCAUAAACUAGAACCAUCAUACUCCGUGGACCAGAUCAUACGACGUCAUGGUCAUGAAGUCCUGCGUCUCCCGCCUUACCAUCCUGAUUUCAAUGCCAUAGAGUUGAUUUGGAGCCAGUUAAAGAUCCUUGUUCGCCAUCGGAAUUUUACUUUUAGUUACGUUAAUCAACAUAACAAAAGUAAUGAAACUGUAGCGAUUUCUGAGCAAGAAGAAAUGGAUACACAUUGUCAAGCUCUUGAGACAUGUGAUGACGUUACGCGUUUUGUUGAUGUCAAUUUAGAAUCUGUUAAAGAGUUUAACACUGACGAAAAAAAAGACACAAUGAGAAUAGUUGACGGAAACAAGGCGUAA